Coregonus sp. 'balchen' is the source of this 6938-nucleotide messenger RNA. The record is from the annotation of a GenBank genome assembly. Lineage: Eukaryota; Metazoa; Chordata; Actinopteri; Salmoniformes; Salmonidae.
AUGGCAGCGCCCAGUACUGUGGGAGGGAUAGCGGAGAAAAACAGCACCGAAACGGGACAAAUAUUACCAAAAUCCACAUGUGGAGAACUGAAAACAACUCAGUUCGGAACCCGUUUCCUGACAGACCCACGUCAAGUUUUUCAACAUAACGCAUGGUUCGUAUUUUAGCAUGCAUACUACUGGUGGUGGUGGUAGUACACACACGGAUAGCCCUUGAUCAUGACUCUCAGUUCCAUUACAUUACAAAAGAGUCAUUGGACGAAGGUUUCUGUAGGGGGAGUUUUAUCGUAUCUUUCAUAUCAGCGAGAUAUAUAUAUAUUUUUUAAGUUUAAAUUGAUACACGCCUUUUUAUAUAGGGUUAGGGUUACCACACGCCAUAUUUCCAUGUUAUCAAAUCAAAUGUUAUUUGUCACAUGCGCCGAAUACAACCUUACAGUGAAAUGCUUACUUACAAGCCCUUAACCAACAAUUCAAUUUUAAGAAAGAAUACCCACAAACAAAUAUAAUAUGAAGUAAAAGUAACAAAUAUUUAAAGAGCAGCAGUAAAAAUAACAAUAGCGAGGCUAUAUACAGUCAAUGUGCGGGUGCACCGUUAGUCGAGGUAAUUGAGGUAAUAUGUACAUGUAGGUAGAGUUAUUAAAGUGACUAUGCAUAGAUAAUAAACAGAGAGUAGCAGCAGCGUAAAAGAGGGGUGGGGGGGCAAUGAAAAUAGUCUGGGUAGCCAUUUGAUUAGAUGUUCAGGAGUCUUAUAGCUUGGGGGUAGAAGCUGUUUAGAAGCCUCUUGGACCUAGACUUGGCGCUCCGGUACCGCUUGCCGAGCGGUAGCAGAGAGAACAGUCUAUGACUAGGGUGGCUGGAGUCUUUGACAAUGUUACAGCGCUUGUUUACGGAAAACAGAUUAUUAGCUAUCUGCGUCUUCGAUCACCUGUGUGUAAAUGGAAGACGGACGCCAGAAACAUGUUAAUUGUGUUAAACUCGGUUAAAACGGUAAGUGUACAUUUUGCAUUUGUGAAAUUAUUUUGAUGUGAUAUGAAAGUAGAGGAAUUUAUGUUUCUAGAACCUUACUGCAAUUGUAAAUCGAUUCAUGUUUAAGUGGAGUAUUUGGCUGUUCUGGCUUCCAGAGCCAAUUUGCUUUUAAACAGAACAUGUAAGGUCCUUGGACUAUAAGGAGUAACGUUAGGCUCCAUUAGUCUAUUAUUGGGGUAACAUAUGGACAGAACAGAACUAGGCAUGGGUAGCAUGUCUUCCUCAUGGUUUCUAAUGGUGUUGGUGUCCCAUUCACUUUCAGGGACAAUGUGGAGUGGACAGAGGAGCAAGAGGCAGCUGCCAAGAAGAAGGUCCAAGAAAACAGUCAGCCCCUCCCUCAAGAGAAGCAAGGUUGGUUCUGAACCAGAAUCUGGGCUUACAGGAUACGUCCUCCUUUAAGACCAGGAAGCAGCCAUUCAACUUGCCAUUCACCAGCUUUUCAAGCUUAAUAAUGUCAAAAUACGUUUGGUACUUACCAAAGAAAGAAGUUUCACAGAGCAACUAUUGUCAUUACUGCCAUCCCGGCCAGUAUGUACUUCCAAGAAAGGUCUAAAUAAAAAGUUCCAUGGAACAGAGAAAAUGCCUUUUAUGGAAAGAAUCUAAGUGCCAAAUCCACCUCAUUACUUCCACCAGAGAUCUGUGUAUAAUGACGAGAUGCUCAUGUCUCCGCCGAUGUUCAUGUCUCUGGCCGUGUUCUAGAGCAUCAAAACGACUGUAGGCGACUGCCGUCUGACUGAUCCACAAAUCACCUUGCAUCAUAAGUAACGACUCAUUAUUAUUUGAAGAUCUGUCAGUCAGUCACAAUUUACCCAUGAUACAUUGCGGUUUUGAUCCUCUCGAACAUGGCCAAUGCCUUGUCUGGAUAUAAUCUAAGUAUUGUUUUUGAGCAAGUGCACAUGCGCCAAAUCCACCUCUUCUGUACCUCCUUCAAUAUUAAUAACACAAUUAAUAUACACUAAAUAAAUAAUAUCUCAAAAUAUACAAUCACUGUAAAAAUGUACCCUAUAUUGUCUACUUAAUGUACUUACAUGAAAUAUUAUUGCAUUCUGUGUAGCGCGGUGAAACAACAGAUUAGGACGUUCAUACACUGUUGUAGGUGAUAAAAUCAGUUACCUUUCCUGCUGCUGGAUCAGCCAACCUCUGCAUGGCAGCAGAGAGGAAAAGGCGAAGCGAGAGGUUCCACUCUCGCCAAAAUCUGUCCAAAAAUAAGUCCAAUGCGUUUCUAUGGGUUUAUUUUGGACCUAAGCUUGUCGGCUGCCUUCCCGGAUUUGGGACAACGACUACCAUUGUUAGGGCGGAGACAUGAGCAUUUCGUCAUUAUAUACCGAUCUCUGGUGGCAGUAAUGAGGUUGAUUUGGUACAUGCGCACUUGCUCAAAAACAAUACUUAGAUUCUUUCCAUACAAGGCAUUUUUUCGGUUGCAUGUCACUUUUUAUUUAGACCUUUCUUGGAAGUACAUACUGGCCGGGACGGCAGUAAUGACGAUAGUUGCUCAGUAAAACUCCUUUCUUUGGUUUAAUUUAAAGGGAUACUUCUGGAUUUUGGCAACGAAGCCCCUUUAUCUACUUCCCCAGAGUCAGAUUAACUAAUGGAUGCCAUUUUUAUGUCUCUGCAUCCAUCCAUUAUGAAGGAAGGUAGUUUCACGAGCCAAUACUAACUAGCGUAAGCUUAAUGACUGGAAGUCUAUGGUAUCUACUAGCAUGCUAGCAGUUACCAAAGACUUCCAGUCAUUGCGCUAAAGCUAGUUAGUAUUGGCUCGUGAAACUACCUUCCUUCAUAAUGGAUGGAUGCAGAGACAUAAAAAUGGCAUCCAUUAGUUCAUCUGACUCUGGGGAAGUAGAUAAAGGGGCUUCAUUGCCAAAAUCCAGAAGUAUCCCUUUAAAUGUGAAAAUAUUCCUUCAAACUGCACGCAGACAUAAAAUGGUAUCCACGAGUUCAUCUGACUCUGGGAAAGUAGAUAAAGGGCUUCAUUGCCAAAAUCCUGAAGUAUCCCUUUAAGCUUGAAAAGCUGGUGAAUGGCAAGUUCAAUGGCUGCUUCCUAAGCUUAAAGGAGAAUGUCUCCUGUAAACCCAGAUUUUGGUUCAUUGCACCCCACUGGUUCUUGGGAGCAGGUGGGUGGUGGUGGAGGGUGGGUGUUUCCAUGGACAGUAACCAAUUGUGGGAACAGUUUCCCAACCUGAGUGUAUGGUAUCAAUUAUGUCAGCACUAGACGCUGAUAAGUGAUCAAACAAACAACCAUACAUAGGCCUACCAGAUAAUUUUGUAUAUGUAGUGUAUGUAUGUGGACCCCCCUUCAAAUGAGUGGAUUCGGCUAUUUCAGCCACACCCGUUGCUGACAGGUGUAUAAAAUCGAGCACACUGCCAUGCAAUCUCCAUAGACAAACAUUGGAGUAGGAUGGCCUUAUUGAAGAGCUCAGUGAUUUUCAACGUGGCACCGUCAUAGGAUGCCACCUUUCCAACAAGUCAGUUUGUGAAAUUUCUGCCCUGCUAGAGCUGCCCCGGUCAACUGUAAGUGCUGUUAUUGUGAAGUGGAAACGUCUAGGAGCAACAAUGGCUCAGCCGUGUAGUGGUAGGCCACACAAGCUCACAGAACGGGACCGCUGAGUGCUGAAGCGCAUAGCGCGUAAAAAUCAUCUUUCCUCUGUUGCAACUCUCACUACCGAGUUCCAAACUGCCUCUGGAAGCAACGUCAGCACAAGAACUGUUCGUUGGGAGCUGCAUGAAAUGGGUUUCCAUGGCCGAGCAGCCGCACACAAGCCUAAGAUCACAAUGCGCAAUGCCAAGCGUCGGCUGGAGUGGUGUAAAUCUCGCCGCCAUUGGAGCAGUGGAAACACGUUCACUAUCUGGCAGUCCGACGGAUGAAUCUGGGUUUGGCGGAUGCCAGGAGAACGCUACCUGCCCGAAUGCAUAGUGCCAACUGUAAAGUUUGGUGGAGGAGGGAUAAUGAUCUGGGGCUGUUUUUCAUGGUUCAUUCUAGACGAUUCUGUGCUUCCACCUUUGUGGCAACAGUUUGGGGAAGACCCUUUCCUGUUUCAGUAUAACAAUGCCCCCAUGCACAAAGUGAGGUCCAUACAGAAAUGGUUUGUCGAGAUUGGUGUGGAAGAACUUGACUGGCCUGCACUGAGCCCUGAUCUCAACCCCAUCGAAUACCUUUGGGAUGAAUUGGAACGCAGACUGCAAGCCAGGCCUAAUCGCCCAACAUCUGUGCCCGACCUCACUAACGCUCUUGUGGCUGAACGGAAGCAAGUCCCUGCAGCAAUGUUCCAUCAUCUAGUGGAAAGCCUUCCCAGAAGAGUGGAGGCUGUUAUAGCAGCAAAGGGGGGACAAACUCCAUAUUAAUGCCCAUGAUUUUGGAAUGAGAUGUUCGACGAGCAGGUGUCCACAUACUUUUGGUCAUGUAGUGUAAGUACCAGAACAAGAUCAGUAUAUGUAAUUCAAUAGUCAAUUUGCAUCUCUUCCACUGAUUUGAACAGAGGACUUUGACUGCCGGGCUAAUGAAUACUGGAAUAAAUUCUACACCAUCCAUGAGAACCGCUUCUUCAAAGACCGCCACUGGCUCUUCACAGAGUUCCCCGAGCUGGCCCCACAGUGUCGCCUCAACCUGGAAUCCUGUAUUGGGGACCAUAGAGCUGAGGACAGUGAACCACAUGGUCUCGAUCAGAGUCAGGGCCAGAGCAGUGAAGUCACCCCUUUGGCCCCUGGAGAUGGUGACUUCCCUGGAUCCAGUGCCAUGUAUCGCAUACUGGAGGUGAGGACAUAUUGUAUUGUAUCAUAGUAUGACUGCAGUAUCUGUUAGCUUGAGUGUCAGUUUGAUUGUGUUAUUAUGCCAACUCAUUGUCAGUCAUUGUAAUGUCAAACAUGUUUGUUGUGAGAAUGAGCAAUAGAGUUGGCAAGAGCACAAACAGAUCUGGGACCAGCUAAGUAAAUGUGACCCUCAGGCAUAAAGUAGGCUAACCUAUGUCCUUGUUUGAUUCAAUAGGUUGGCUGUGGUGUUGGCAACACCGUCUUUCCCAUUCUGAAGACCAACAAGUGAGUGGUGGUUGGGACCAUGUGUAUGGGGCAGUCCCAUUAUGCAGGAUGCAGCCUGUUCAGUUUGACUUUGUAUACUAGCUACUACCCUCUUCGUACGCACAUGCUGUAUAUCUGCUAUUCAGAUCUCAAUAUGUUUUAGAUGCAACCCUCUUAGCACCUCCAUGUUCCCUGACCCUGUCUUCUUUGUGUGUGACAGUGACCCUGGGCUCUUUGUCUACUGCUGUGAUUUCUCCAGCACCGCUGUGGAGCUGGUCAAGGUGAGAAGGAGAAAUGCUUGAUAGAUGAUGUCAUUAGUUGGCUGAUAAAUAGAUUCAUGAAUCUUGUCCCUUUCACCACCAGGCUAAUUCAGAGUAUGACCCCGGGCGUUGCUAUGCCUUUGUUCAUGACCUGGGUGAUGAGGGAGCUAUUUACCCUGUCCCAGACGCCAGCCUAGACGUUAUAGUGCUCAUCUUCGUGCUCUCAGCCCUGCAUCCUGACAAGUAAGCCGCCCCUGUGUGAUGUUUGAGUGUGGCAACAAGCAAGUGUGGGUACGUGUAUGUGUGCUUGCUUGGGUGUGUGUGAUAGGGAAAAUUUAAGUGCAAUCAAAUUCACAUGUCUUUCUUUUUCUCUGUCAGGAUGCAGGCCUCCAUCAGCAGACUGGCUCGGCUGCUGAAGCCUGGAGGAGUGCUACUGCUCAGGGACUAUGGACGCUAUGACAUGGCACAGCUACGCUUCAAGAAAGGUUAGUUACCAUAGGCACUCAUGCGUGGGACUGUGUGUGAUCCAAUCAAAUUGUAUUGGUCACAUACACAUAUUUAGCAGAUGUUAUUGUGGGUGUAGCGAAAUGCUUGUAAAUUGUGAUUAGCAAGAUGUACAUGUGUUUGGGAAAAUCUAUUGAAUUAUUGAAUGUGUUCCUUUUUCAGGAAGGUGUUUGUCAGAUAACUUUUAUGUCCGGGGUGAUGGAACACAAGUCUAUUUCUUCACUCAAGGUAAUAAAUCAAUCAAAUCAAAAGGCUAGUAUGUACUGCUACCCCCCCCCCCCCCCGCUUACCCCAACCCAAACCCCAACCCAAAAACAAAAACAAACAAAAAAAACAUUGUAAAGUGGUGAUCCCACUGGCUAUAAGGUGAAUGCACCUAUUUGUAAGUCGCUCUGGAUAAGAGCGUCUGCUAAAUGACGUAAAUGUAAUGUAAAUGUGAUUUGCAAGUCAGUUUUGUUUUUGUUUUUUCCUUCUAAACGUUUUUGUUUUUUUGUGUAUAAUAUCUCCAUGACAUCCCUCUCCAGAUGAGCUACAUGACUACUUCAGUGAAGCGGGUCUGGAGAAGGUCCAGAACAUGGUGGACCGGCGGCUGCAGGUGAACAGAGGCAAGCAGCUGACCAUGUACCGUGUCUGGAUCCAAUGCAAGUACCGCAAGCCUCAUACCCAACCAACAGAGACACAGGAUUGAGCCAGGAGCAGCAGAGAGAAUACUGCGGCUUAUGUCUGAACUAGUGUCUGAGGUAGAAGUGGGACUGCAACCCCUAGGAGGGGUGGAUAGAAUUGGGAUACCUCCAUGAGACCAUUGUGAUGAUGGACACCAUGGAGAUGGAUUGAGGGGUGAUGUGUGCAAAGCAUUAGGCAUGUUUUGCUAUUGGGUUCCUUCAGCCAUUUGUCUACACAGCUCUGGGUUCCCCCAGGUGCCUUUUGAUAAUGUAUCUCUGACUGAGAGGGUGACAUGACUCAGAAACGGCAUAUAGAGAAGUCUGGUGAGCUCAUGAAACCUGAACAAAGGGCUGGAAACCCAAUAUACUAAUGUUUACAUUCAACAGACUGUUUACCAUAAUCCAUUAUUUUAGAUAAAUUGUGCUGUAUGAUUUAAAAAAUAUUUUACAUUCACAAAAUGAUUAAAAAACAAUGUGU